Molecule: messenger RNA, 1848 nt
Organism: Cladocopium goreaui
Lineage: Eukaryota; Dinophyceae; Suessiales; Symbiodiniaceae
Source: the annotation of a GenBank genome assembly
UCGAGACCCUGGCGCACCGGCGUACUGGCGCACUGCGAUUGCAUAUCUUGCAAUGGCAAGUGAAAUAUUGGGUGGAUUUGUCAAAGAUGCCUUUCCAGAGCUCUUCGUGGAGGGCCAGGUUGUCUCUGCCGAACAGAGCUUUCACCGCCGGUUGGCAGAGUACGAGAUGAACAUUGAGCAACAAAAGCUUUUCCGAGAGGACUUGCGAGAUUUGGUUGAACUCACAGUGGGUCGGAUGGAUGUCUAUCAUUUGGUGGGUGCUUUGCUGCUCGAGUUCUGCAUCCAUUUCUACUGCGAGAAUCUGAUGAUAGAGGGUGCCAGAGAAAGCGACACCAAAGCUUUCGUGGUGGUGUUCUUCCUGAUUGCCAAUCUUAGUGCCGUUGGCUUCUUGGUUUUUUCCGUGUGGCUCUCCAUGCACGCAUCUGUUGCUUCCCACUCCAUCGGUGUUCGUUUGCUCACAAGCUUCGCAAGGCUCUCUAUCCCAACACGGAAAGAAUUGGAGGAGGUGGCAAAGGCUCCCCUCGUGCCUAUGGUGGAACGCUUCCGGAUGCUGGGAAAGCGCCUUGGUAUGGCCCAAGCAAGGGCAGAAGCAGAGGCCGCGCAAAGUCAAAGCUCAGAGGCAGCUCAGCAACAAGAGGCUCUGCGACGAGAGACUGCGCAGCUUGCAAGGGCUGCCGCUGGACUGAGCACAACGGUGGCUACCGCUUCAGAUUCUGCGCUUGCCAUCCAAGAAGGUGCCAAGGCCUUGUUCGAUCGAGAAUAUCACUUCCGCCGUUUCUUGAAGGAGCAAAGGCGUUGGCUGUUCUAUGAUGCGUAUGCUCGAGUGUGUAUGGCCCUAGGCAUCAAUCAAAUGUUGCAAGCGCUUUCCUACUACAUUGUUGGCGGCAUUGCUGAAGAGACACCAUCGGGUGCUGCUCUGUCCCUCGUGGGUGUUCAAGUCCUGUCUCUGCUACUGCUUCGGUUGGAUAUGGCAGAAGGACUCCAACACUGGAGCGGCGCCUUUGCAGUGAUUGUUUUCAUGGCCCUUCCACCCUUGUACAUUGGCAUUCUCAUUCACUUCGUGCCCACAGUGUCUGUCCGCACGGUGGAGUUUUUUGCAUUGCCAGCCUUCCUGCUUCACAGCAUGUGGAUGCUUCUGAUCGCGGCCUAUUUGGUGCCAGACACUGUCGAUGAGGGCCUGCCCAAAACGCUUCGGACGGUGCUGUACUUAGACGUCCUGCACUUGGAUCAGCAGGAAAUGGCUGAAGGUGCGGCAGCGCAACAGGUCAAGGACACCACUGAAGCCUUGCAGGAAGCACAGGAAGCCCUGAAACAGGCGAUGCGAGGAGUUCUGGAGCACGAGGCCACUGCUGGCAAUGUCAGCAGCACCGGACGGCAGGGUGAACAGCAGCAGCAGCUGGAGGCGCAGCUACGAGCUGAAGUGGUGGAGGCACGGGAGCAGGACCUCACUGCGCCCAGCAGCUCAACAAGUUCGGUUUCCAAGUGACCAGAUGGCGAUGCAGACCUGGACCAUCCUGGACCAUCCUGGAUCAUCCUGGACCUUUGAUCGCUGUCAUUUCUGUUGCGGACAGGAAAUCCGCAGGGCCGAGCGCACUUUGGACCAUUUCACGCUUUGGAAAGCUGCGUACUUCAUUCCUCUUUGGAGCUGUUUUCUCAUCCUGGAACAAAACAGGGUUCAGCUUUGCAUUUUGUGAAUUCUGUGAAAUGCAGAGUUCUUUGGUGAAAGAGGACUCAGCAAAAAACAGACGGCAUGGUGGUCAGCAUUUCACGAAAGCUAGUGUUUGCUACCUGUCUUCCAAGCUUUAGUUAAUUCUGAAGGGAUUGUUCACGUUGCAGGGUGCUGUAAAA